CUUCUAGUUGAGCUUCAAAUUAGGGUUGUGGGUUGCUUUGUUUUAUGAAUUCAGUCAAUUGGCGGUGCGUGCUUUUGUUUUUUUUUUGGUCAUUUUGUACUUGCAAGGCUAUUUUGAGAGGCACAAUUUUGGAGAACUCUUUAUUCUUGUAAAAUCGUAAACAAAAAGACAAGGCAUGUUUGUGCCACAGCGAAAAAAGACAGUGAAAUUUCAUUGUGAAUUACAGAGAUAAGCAAGGGUCUUUGGAGGCAUAGCUGCAGGACAAAAAAAAAGGAGGGAUAAAUAUCUUUGAACACAGCUUAUCCAAGUGACUUCGUGGGGACCGGAAGUUGGGAACCACACAUGGAUAGCCAGGCAUGGAUAGCCUGACUAGUGGGUUGUGUCCUUUUCUUUUUCUUUUUCAUUUCAAAGCUGUGUAGAAUGGUAGGUUGGUAGCUGUUACUGAAAACUCAGAGAAGGCAGUCCGGGAAAGGGGAUGGAGCUCACCAACAUCCCCUAUAUUGCGUCAUCUUCCUCGUCCAGCUGCUUCUACUACAGCUACAGUCGCUGUGGCUGCAGAGUUAGAAGAGAUGGGAAGCUGGUAAUAAAAGCUUCUAUAGCUGGUAGUAAGCAUGCUGCUGAUUCAGUAUGUUCACAACUUUUUGAGCAGGAAACUGAAGAUCCCCUUUCAGUUGCUAGAUCUUCCUGGCAUAUAAGAAGGAGAGACUUGGCUUCUGCCAUUUUACUCCCUUUUCUGCUUCCUCGUGUUAACAUCUCCAUCGCGGCUGAGAUAUAUGAUGCAUCAAUUAUUCGAAGUGGUGUUAGGAAUAUUUUAACCAAGGCCAAGGCUGCUGGUGUGCUUCGAUUGGUUUUCCAUGAUGCAGGGACUUUCGAAAUUGGUGGCAAAUCAGGUGGCAUGAAUGGCUCUAUAAUUUAUGAAGUUGACAGACCUGAAAAUACUGGGCUAAAUAGAUCCAUAAAGAUACUAACAAAAGCAAAAGAAGGAAUUGACAACGUUCAGAAAGUGUCAUGGGCGGAUUUGAUUGCCGUGGCUGGUGCUGAGGCUGUUGCGCUCUGUGGUGGGCCUGAGAUUCCAGUAAGGCUAGGAAGAUUAGAUUCUAGCACUGCUGAUCCAACUGGUAAACUUCCUGAAGAAACAUUGGAUGCAACUUCCUUAAAAACAUUAUUCAACAAGAAGGGCUUUUCGGCGCAGGAGAUGGUUGUUUUAUCUGGAGCGCACACAAUUGGAGGUAAAGGAUUCGGGAGUCCAAUUGUUUUCGAUAACACCUAUUUCAAGGUGCUCCUUGAGAAGCCGCAAACAUCUUCGACUGGCAUGGCGGCAAUGGUUGGGCUGCGCACGGACUGGGCACUCACCGAAGAUGACGAGUGCUUAAGAUGGAUCAGGGUCUAUGCAGAGGACCAAGCUAGAUUUUUCGAUGACUUCAGGGAUGCAUACAUCAAGCUCGUAGACAGUGGAGCCUCGUGGAGAACAGCUUAAUUAGAACUAUCUAUUUGACUAUUUCUGUACAAUGUAUAAUGAAUUUCCCCUAUGCCCUAUGUAUCAGUGUCUCGUUUGGACCAUACGAGUUGCACUGAGAUUUUAUCAAAACACAAAGCAUUUUGUUUGCAGAAGGUUAAUUGGAAAAAAAGGCUCUAUUUUAGAUUCA
This is a messenger RNA of Sorghum bicolor (sorghum), 1646 nucleotides long. RefSeq names its product putative L-ascorbate peroxidase 6. Gene Ontology annotation, molecular function: heme binding; peroxidase activity. The record is from RefSeq and is a predicted model, not a curated record. The transcript has 11 exons. Bases 476 to 1477 code for a protein of 333 amino acids. Lineage: Eukaryota; Viridiplantae; Streptophyta; Magnoliopsida; Poales; Poaceae. Gene Ontology annotation, biological process: response to reactive oxygen species; cellular response to oxidative stress; hydrogen peroxide catabolic process.